UGGUCUUAGCUCUGUAUAUUCGCACGUUUCAUUGGGUUUUGUUGGAAGUAAUAUUAUUGUCUGAUUUUACAUUGUUUGAAGGCGGGACAGUCAAGAAGGUAAUAAGACACGAGACCCAAGACAGAAAAAAACUAAGAAACGGGCGGAAGCGGUUGAAGAAUGGAGUGUAGGCGAAUUCAAAACAAGGGAAAUUAUCGAUGAACUUCUGCAGAUGCAAGACAGAAAGGAAGCAGUUUUGUGUGUGAUAGAGCUGCAGUGUCCAAGCAUGAUGGAUACAUUUGUACAGACUGCAAUAAACCAUGUGCUUGAACGGUCGCGCCCAGCUAGACACCAGACCGGGGCUUUCCUCCACGAUCUCAUCAGAGCAAAUGUGAUAAAUCUAGAUGCUUACUUAAAAGGUUUGACUAAAAUUCUGCAGUUUGCUGAAGAUCUGGAAAUUGAUAUUCCCAGGAUAUGGAAAUAUUUAGGAGAGCUUAUUGGGCCAAUGGUGCAGGAUGGAAGUGUUCCUUUGAGCUUCUUGCAGCAAGCUUGCAAACCUCUGAUAAAGAACAAUAAAGCUGGCAUCUUGGUUGCUGAAAUCUUGCAUGAUGCCAGGCAAGACCUGGGUCACAAGAUUGUAGGAGAUUUGUGGCGGUCAUCUGGUCUUCAGUGGUCAGAUUUUGUUCCACAUCAAGAAGUUGAGCAGUUCUUGAAAUAUAAGGACUUGGAGUUUACAGUGGAUCCAUCUUCCCAGCCUAGGGCACUCACAGUUGACAACAUCUGUGAUGGACAGCUCACAAAAUCUGAGCCACAGGCAGCCAAUGUCAUGGUACAGCAACAACAAAUGAUGGGGGUGUCAACAGAGCAAGAAGAAAUAAAACUGCACAAAUCUGAUGCACCAUGGCAACCCAGUCACAAGAAAGAAACAAAAAGUGGUGAAGAAGGAAAGACAGAGAUGCUGAAUAAGAAGCUGAAGAGUAUUCUAAACAAGCUUACACCACAGAAGUUCCAGACACUUCUACAACAGAUGCAUGGACUUACAAUUGAUACAGAGGAGAGGCUCAAGGGAGUUACUGAUCUUAUAUUUGAACACGCAAUUAGUCAACCUGGUUUUAGUGUGGCAUAUGCAAAUAUGUGCAAAUAUUUAUUAAUGUUGAAAGUGCCAUCUGAAAGCAAACCAGGUGAAUCUGUAAAUUUCCGUGUGAUACUGCUGACGAGAUGUCAGAGAGAAUUUGAGCGAGACCAAGAUGACCAAGUUAUUCUUGACAAGAAGAGGAAAGAGCUUGAUAAAGCAGAGUCUGAAGAGAAAAAGGCACAGCUAAAAGAAGAAUUGGAAUUCGAAUCAAGAGAAGCUAGGAGAAGGUCUAUAGGAAAUAUUAGGUUUGUUGGUGAAUUAUUUAAAUUAAAAAUGCUGACUGAAAAUAUUAUGCACGACUGUGUCUUUAAACUGCUACGAUCUCGAGAUGAGGAAAAUCUAGAGUGUUUAUGUCGACUUCUCACAACAAUAGAAAAAGAAUUGGAAUCGGAAAAGGUCAAGCCAAGGAUGGAUCAGUAUUUCUCACAGAUGUCAAAAAUUGUAGCAGAGAAGAAAGUCUCAUCCCGAUGCAGAUUCAUGUUACAAGAUGUCAUUGAAUUGAGAGGAAACCGGUGGGUGCCAAGAAGAGAUGAAAAUAGACCAAAAACAAUCGAGCAGAUACACCGAGAGGCUAAACAAGAAGAGAUUCAGCGCCAUAUGAUUUCACAGAUUAAUGCCCAACAACUAAUGAAGCGAAAUAGACCACCCCGUGGACCAUCUCAAGGGGGCCAGGGAGGAAUGGGAGAGGAUGGCUGGAACACUGUCAGCAGCAAGGCCGGCAUGAGAAAGAUUGAACAUAACAUUGACGUGUCCAAGCUUAGAAUUAACAAAAGUUCUGAUGACAACAUUCAGCUUGGUGCCGGUGGUGGAUCAAGGUUUGGUGGGUGGGGUCGUGGUGGUGGUAGUAGGCCAUCACAGAGACCCAAUACUCCAGACAGAUAUGCGGCUUUGAAAGGACGACCUGGUGGACAUGGGUCUCAGGAACUGGAGAGAGAGCGAGCAAUUGCCAGUGCCAGAACAAUUGUGAGUGGGAGAUCAACCCCUCCAUCUGCACCAGCGAGCCGAGAAGGCAGUCGAACACGAGAACCCAGACAGAAAGAAACCGAGAAGCCGGCGGAAGUGGUUAAAGAAUGGACUGUGGAAGAAAUGGAACUCAAAACAAGGGCAAUUAUCAAUGAAUAUUUGCAUAUACAAGACAAAAAGGAAGCAGUUUUGUGUGUGACAGAGUUGCGAUGUCCAAGCAUGAUACAUAUAUUUGUACAGACUGCAAUAAACCAUGUGCUUGAACGUUCGAAACCAGCUAGACGCCAGACCGGGGCUUUCCUCCACGAUCUCAUCAGACAAAAUGUGUUAAGUGUCGAUACUUACUUAAAAGGUUUGACUGAAAUUCUGCAGUUUGCUAAAGAUGUGGAAACUGAUAUUCCCAAGAUAUGGAAAUAUUUAGGAGAGCUUAUUGGGCCAAUGGUGCGGGAUGGAAGUGUUCCUUUGAGCUUCUUGCAGCAAGCUUGCAAACCUCUGAUAAAGAAUAAUAAAGCUGGCAUCUUGGUCUGUGAAAUCUUGCAUGAUGCCAGUCAAGAACUGGGUCACAAGAUUGUAGGAGAUUUGUGGCGGUCAUCUGGUCUUCAGUGGUCAGAUUUUGUUCCACAUCAAGAAGUUGAGCAGUUCUUGAAAGAUAAGAACUUGGAGUUUACAGUAGAUCCAUCUUCCCAGCCUAGCACGCCUACAAGCAAAGUUUCAUUUGACAAGAUCUGUGACGACUUGAAAGAACAGCUCACGCAAUCUCACUGUGAUAAUGAAAAUGUAUUUGACUGGAUUGAGGCAAAUGUGUCUGAGGAAACCACUAAAGAUCCUCGAUUCAUCCGAGCCUUGAUGACGGCUGUAUGUUCCAAUGCUAUAUCUGUUUUUGGUAACAUGGCCAUGGUUGACCGCAGAAGCAUUAGGUCACGGCGAACCUUGUUACAGAAAUACCUGGAACACAAAGCUCUGCAUGAGCUGCAAGCUCUGUAUGCUCUCCAGUGUCUCGUCUUCAAGUUGGAUAAUCCACCCAGAGCCCUGCGGACAUUUUUUGACACAUUGUACGAUGAAGAAAUUAUAUCAGAAGAUGCAUUUAACCAGUGGAAAAACAGUAAUGAUCCCGCAGAAGUGGAUGGCAAAGGUGUCGCUCUUAAACAAGUCGUGCAGUUCUUUGCCUGGCUUCGUGAAGGCUAAGAGGACAAAAACGACAGUUGAUUCUUGGAGUUGUGUAGAAAACCUCAUUAACUGUAUAAAUGUGUACAUGUUUUUUUUUUCAUGUUGCCGUUGUGAUACAAUGCAUGAUAAUACAGGCUGGGCUUUUUUGACAGGGUUGCGUUUUUAGUCACUUUGUGGCAAAACUUUUAAUUGUCACAUUUCGAGGGAACACCCCUUUAAAAAGGACCCGUUGUAUGUGGAUGUGCCCUAGAGGAACGAGCUGAUGGAUCGAAUGUGUUUUGUGUAUAAAUGAUCUUUUUGUAAUUGGGAAUUUAUAAUAUUUGAAAUGCAUAUUAUGACAUUACGUAUGCUGA
Messenger RNA from Gigantopelta aegis, 3597 nucleotides. Its product is annotated as eukaryotic translation initiation factor 4 gamma 1-like. NCBI's taxonomy places the organism in Eukaryota, Metazoa, Mollusca, Gastropoda, Neomphalida, Peltospiridae. Gene Ontology annotation, molecular function: protein binding; mRNA binding; translation initiation factor activity. Gene Ontology annotation, cellular component: eukaryotic translation initiation factor 4F complex. The record is from RefSeq and is a predicted model, not a curated record. The transcript is spliced from 25 exons.